Messenger RNA from Emiliania huxleyi CCMP1516, 1041 nucleotides. RefSeq lists its product as hypothetical. The record is from RefSeq and is a predicted model, not a curated record. The transcript has a single exon. The coding region runs from base 1 to 1041 and encodes 346 amino acids. Gene Ontology annotation, molecular function: oxidoreductase activity. Lineage: Eukaryota; Haptophyta; Isochrysidales; Noelaerhabdaceae.
AUGCACUCCUCCACCGCUCUCGUUGCCGUCGCUGUCGCCGCGACCGCGCUCCUCCUACUGCAAAGGCAGCGAGGCCUCCUGCCGCUGCACCACCGGCCGCUGCGGCCGUUUGGCGCCUGCGUGGAAGCAUCGCUCCCAUCCCUGAUCCGCAAUGGCGCGCUGCUGCGGCGCCUGUGGCGGCAGAACGGCGGCCUGCUCGUGCUUCGCGGCCUCUCGCUGACGCCUCGCGGCAUGCUCGAGCUGUCUGCGCUCUUCGGGGAGGUGGAGCAGGAGCUGGAUGAUAGCAAGAUUGACUUCCGGGUGGGCGGUCUCUCGUCGGUCAUGCGCAUCGGCAAUGUGCGCGACGAGACGGGCCGCCUAAUCUCGAUGCACACCAUCUCCGCGCCGCUGCCGCCGGGCGGCUCUGCUCAGUACCGAGCCGCCGAGCGGCAGCCAGCGUGGCACACGGACUCGCUGUACCGCCGGCGGCCUCCCGUCGGCUCGGCGCUGUACUGCGUGACGGCCCCGCCCUCGGGCGGCGCCACGUGCUUUGCGGACGCGACGACCGCCUUCGCGAGCCUGGACGAGGUGACCAAGGAGCGGCUGCGGGGCCUGACCUGCGUCUGCUCGAUGGCGCACCACGACGCAAAGGUGAAGAAGCGGGGCUCGCCAGACUACCCGACUCUCUCCGAGGCCCAGCGGAGGGCCAACCCGGCUCAGAGAGUGCCUCUCGUGCUGCGGCACCCGCAGACGGGCAGGGAGGCGCUGUCCGGCAUGAACGCGGGGACUUGCGCGGUGCUGCCCGGCGGGGCCGAGCUUUCGCGAGCGGAGAUGGACCGGUGCGAGCUCGAGGCGGUCGAGAUGCCGUCGGUCGAGGCGGAGCUUCGUGCGCUGCUGCCCUUUGCGACGCGCGACGAGUUUGUGGUCCAGUGGCAGUGGGAGCCGGGAGAUUUUGUCGUGUGGGACAACCGAUGCACGAUGCACUGCGCAACGGGCUUCGAGUGGCAACGGUUUACGCGAGAAAUGUGGCGGACGACGCUGGUGAGGGAAUGGGAAGAGUAG